AUGAUACUAAAAUGUGGAUUAUUAAUAUACUCAGAUGGGCAAGGUGAGAAAAAGUCUUUUGAAAGUUUCCUUGUAUAUAUUAUUAGACCAUAUACAUAUUUUAUACAAUAAGAUUUAUAGGUUGCAUACACAAUAGUUACUUUUGUGCUUAUGCAAAUACUGAUAUUCUACUGGUGUUAUCUAAUCAUAUAUAGGGAGAAGAAAAAGAUAAAAUCAUUCAUAAAUGUAAUUCAAAAAUAUGAGUCUCAUUCAACCCUAAAUUUUAUUUUAAUUUUGUUAUGGAAAACCUUAUUUUUGUUUUUAACAGAGUUUUUGGGGUUUGUUCUAUUAGAAGGAUGCUUUGUAAUAUUAUUUGAUAAUGUAUAAGAUAAUAUAUCUUGUAUUAUCUGUUCAACCAUAAUUAUUUUAGAAAUCUUUUUCCUAAUUAUAUUCUAAGAAUUAUUUUGGAAUAAAAGUUUACAUUAUAUACCAAAAUAAUUGAACUAAAUAAAUUAACAAACAAUAUUGGUAUUGUAUGCUAAAUUAUUAAAAAUAAUGACUCUUUGUCUUUUUGCAAGUUAAAUAACUAAUAAAUCUUAUAUAGUAUUAGGAAUUUCAAUACUAAGUAGUUUUUUAGAAUUAUAUAUAUAAUUAAUACUGAAAAUAAGAUUGGACAUAUUAAUUAUUAAAUUGGAUGUAUUAAUGUAAAGCUUAAUUAUAUGCGUUUCAAUAUAAUAAGUAUUUGUGAUGGCUAGUACUUCUUCAUUAGAAUUUUUGUGGAUAAUUGUUGGGAUUUUACUUUACAAAUCAAUAUGUUAAUUUUACUUAAAUGAUAAUGUUAUCUCAAUUUAAUCAAAUUAAAAUUAAGGGGAAUAGAAACUAAUGUGUGGAAGAAAGAAGAUUUAUUUAUAUUAAAAUCUUAUUUCGAAAAGAGACUCAGAAUAUAGAUUGAUUAAUAAGAUUUUGAUAUAAAAACAUUAAGAGGAUUGCUCAAAUAAAUCUUGUUUUUGUAGGAAUGAUGAAAUGAUUAUGAUUAAAUUGGAUCAUUUGAUUAUUAAAGAAUAAAUUCAUGAAUACAAAUAACUGAUAUCAUAAUAGAAAAUAAAAUCAUCAAUACUCUACAUAUAGUAUAUUUAAUUACUUAUACUUAAUAAUAAAUAUUUUGAAGCAUUAAACAUUACUUAAAAAUUGAUAAACUAAAUCAAUAAAAAAUCAAAAUUUACUACACAAGUUCAAAUAAUAAAAGGAUAGGUAUCAUUAUUGCAUAAAUUAUUGUUAAAAUUGCUUUAAUAAAAAAUUUUAAUUAAUAUUUAAUCAUCCCUUUUAAAUAGUGCUUAACAUUCGACUAAAUCAUAGGGAUUUAAAUAAGCAAUAAAAUCUUAUUAAUAAAAGAAAGAUUCAGAAAAGACUAUUUAAAAUCAAUUCAAUAGAAUAUUGAAAUGA
Paramecium primaurelia is the source of this 1422-nucleotide messenger RNA. The record is from the annotation of a GenBank genome assembly. NCBI's taxonomy places the organism in Eukaryota, Ciliophora, Oligohymenophorea, Peniculida, Parameciidae.